Molecule: messenger RNA, 849 nt
Organism: Agrilus planipennis (emerald ash borer)
Lineage: Eukaryota; Metazoa; Arthropoda; Insecta; Coleoptera; Buprestidae
Product: CCR4-NOT transcription complex subunit 10-like
Exons: 5
Coding region: 103-828 (241 amino acids)
Biological process (GO): mRNA catabolic process; negative regulation of translation
Cellular component (GO): CCR4-NOT complex
Molecular function (GO): protein binding
Source: RefSeq, a predicted model, not a curated record
ACUUACAAUUAGUUACUUAACCUCGUUUUUUUGAACGUAAGAAACACAAUGGCGAAAAAAUAGUAUUGUAUUUUAAUAAUAAUUUCAGUUUAAAUUGCUAAAAUGACUGACAAAGAGGAGAAAUAUGUGGGAAGUGUAUCUCAACAAGAAUGUGAAAUUGCAGAAACGGCUUUAUUAGAAUUUAACAGGGGGAAUUAUAACAACUGCUUACAAGAAAUUAAUAAACUUGAAAACAGAACAUUCGAUUUUAAGGUAUCUCAUAAUAAAAUUGUUGCAGAAUAUUAUAAAUCAGAACUAAAGAAAACUGAAGCCUUUCAGAAGAAUUUAAACUAUUUAUUGAACCAAUUUAGUAUCAGACUCGAAAAACUUGAUGAUGUUGACCACUGUGUGGCACACUUUAACUUAGCAGUAGUAUAUUUUCACAAUAACCAAUAUACACAGACACUUCGAAUUAUGGAAAGGGUUUACAAAUUUAUUGAACCAAUGGAUGAAACAUUGGCUAAACAAGUUGGGUUGUUACUUGUUGAACUGCAACUUUCUGUGAAACAAAUUGAUAAAGCAAUGACUUUGCUUGUGUAUUUAGAGAAUUAUUUCACUAACACCUCUGUAACAGAACUGAAAGGUGGGAAAAAUGUAGGAAAGGAACAAAGUGAUAAAAAAAGUACAACUCCAGUGGAAGAAUCUUUCAAGAAGAAAUUGGCCGUCUACAAGGCCAGGUGCUAUUUGAUGAAUCACAAUCUAGAGUCUUUCAAAAAGGAGGUUGCAGUUCUUCAAAAUUCAAAGGUGAGUUAUUGUAUGUUUCAAAUUUCUAAUGUAACAUUUAAGUGAUAACUCGUAUAACAAACAAGA